This is a messenger RNA of Vespa mandarinia (Asian giant hornet), 810 nucleotides long. RefSeq names its product odorant receptor 46a-like. Gene Ontology annotation, molecular function: olfactory receptor activity; odorant binding. The record is from RefSeq and is a predicted model, not a curated record. Gene Ontology annotation, cellular component: plasma membrane. Gene Ontology annotation, biological process: detection of chemical stimulus involved in sensory perception of smell; sensory perception of smell. NCBI's taxonomy places the organism in Eukaryota, Metazoa, Arthropoda, Insecta, Hymenoptera, Vespidae.
AUACAAAAGUAUAACAUUAAUAAUUCAAUUAUGUCCACGAUAGCUAAAUGGUGUACUCUUAGCUUCAUGACUUUGUGUCAGUCGACUGCAUUGGCACUCAUAGUUGCUCCUAUCAUGGAAUUACAUCAUUCUAACAGAGCUUUACCAUGCAAGGCUUAUUCGCCGUAUUCUAUUGAAGGAUUACAUGCUUAUUUGGCAACAUAUUUGAUUCAUGCUGCAUCUAUUAUUUAUGGUAUACUUCUCAACGUAUCCUUCGAUUCUCUUGUAUACGGUUUGACCCUUCAUGUUUGCGGACAAAUAGAUAUUCUCUGUGAACGUUGCAUGCAAACUGUUCGAGAAGGUAAUUCAAAUGAAAUAAAAGCAUGUGUUAGACAUCAAGUGUUUAUUCACGAUCUCGUAAAAAGAAUAGAAUAUUUGUUCAUUUGGACGGUAGCCUUUUUAUUAUUUUUCAGCUUGAUUACAUUUUGUACUACCAUCUUUCAAAUGUCAAAGAAAGAUCCUCUUACUAUGGAAUUUUUUUCCUAUGUUUUAUAUAUUGCCUGUAUGAUGUUCCAAAUAUUUUGUUAUUGUUGGUACGGCAAUGAACUUCGAUUAAAGGGCAAAGAAGUCGCUAAUGCUAUUUAUAAUAGCGAUUGGGUAAUGUCAACACAGAGUGAUCGUAAAAAUCUACAGUUCUUAAUGAGGAUUAGUCAGAAAGAAUUGACUUUAUCUUAUUAUCGAAUUUUUUCUCUUGAUCUCGACGUUUUCACAUGGGUGAGUAAUUACAAAUUACUUUUUACAACUAUAAAUAUUAUAAAAGUAAAAAGUUAA